AGCCAGCCCAUUUAAAACGAUUAUGUUCGCUAUGGUAGGUAUACCAUACCAGUAAGUUCGAUAACCAAUAAGUCAAAGACCCACCAGAACAAACGGGUUUCUCUUCCAAGUCCGAAUCCAGUCUUUCCAUGGCGUCUUUCUUUGCAUUCCUCCUCCUCCUCAUUGCCUCCACGGCUCCUUCGGUCCGCGGUGGUGAAAAUCUCACAGCAUACGAAGUUCUCCAACAAUACGACUUCCCGAUCGGUCUCCUGCCAAGCGGAGUGACUGGUUACGAACUAGACUCCUCUACGGGUAAAUUCUCGGCUUACUUGAAUGGUACUUGUAAGUUCGCAAUCGAAUCGUAUGAGCUCGAGUACAAGUCCACCAUUACUGGUAUCAUAACGAAGGACAAGAUCUCUAGUCUAAAAGGCAUCGAAGUCAAGGUGCUGGUUCUAUGGCUGAACAUCGUAGAAGUGAUUCGUGAUGGCGACGAACUCCAGUUCUCUGUCGGAAUUGCUUCUGCGAAUUUUCCGGUGAGUAAUUUCGCCGAAUGUCCUUCUUGUGGGUGUGGAUUCGAUUGUGUCAAUGAGACUGAGAAGAUGAUUAAGCUUAAUCGUUUGGUAUCUUCUGCUUAAUCACUUGUAUUGAAACAAUUAAACAAAUAGCCAGAGUCAGUAUGUAAUCUGCGUUUCUUUUGCAGUACAAUCGUUCGUCUUCUUCCUUUUCAAUUCCGUUAUGAAUGUAGUACAUUUGCUUCGCUUGCAUAAUCAACAAUGCAAGACUGGUCAGACUAUCUGUCGGUCAAUUUGUACGAUUCUCACACUUCUUGGUUGGAAUUUAUGGUGGAUCUUGAUUUCUAGCUA
This is a messenger RNA of Tripterygium wilfordii, 842 nucleotides long. RefSeq lists its product as uncharacterized. Lineage: Eukaryota; Viridiplantae; Streptophyta; Magnoliopsida; Celastrales; Celastraceae. The coding region runs from base 129 to 614 and encodes 161 amino acids. The record is from RefSeq and is a predicted model, not a curated record. The transcript has a single exon.